Messenger RNA from Cricetulus griseus (Chinese hamster), 2931 nucleotides. The record is from RefSeq and is a predicted model, not a curated record. NCBI's taxonomy places the organism in Eukaryota, Metazoa, Chordata, Mammalia, Rodentia, Cricetidae.
GCCCAGCGCGGGGCAUGAUGGGGGAGGUGGAGAUUUCCAUCAUGGCGGCUUCCAUUUCGGGCUACACCUUCAGCGCUGUGUGUUUUCACAGCGCCAACAGCAACGCCGACCACGAAGGAUUUUUGCUCGGAGAGGUAAGACAAGAGGAAACGUUUAGCAUCAGUGACUCACAGAUCAGCAAUACAGAGUUUCUGCAAGUAAUUGAAAUUCAUAACCAUCAGCCCUGUUCAAAACUUUUUAGUUUUUAUGAUUAUGCAAGCAAAGUGAACGAAGAGAGUUUGGACAGAAUCCUUAAAGAUCGGAGGAAGAAAGUUAUCGGGUGGUACAGAUUCCGUCGGAACACCCAACAACAGAUGUCCUACAGAGAGCAGGUUAUCCACAAGCAGCUCACCCGUAUCCUCGGUGUGCCAGACCUUGUCUUCCUUCUCUUCAGCUUCAUCUCUACCGCCAACAAUUCUACUCAUGCUUUAGAAUAUGUUCUAUUUAGGCCAAAUCGAAGGUAUAAUCAAAGGAUAUCACUUGGUAUCCCCAAUCUAGGCAAUACUAGCCAACAAGAGUACAAAGUGUCUUCAGUGCCAAACACUUCUCAGAGUUAUGCCAAAGUUAUUAAAGAGCAUGGUACUGACUUUUUUGACAAGGAUGGAGUCAUGAAGGACAUCAGGGCAAUUUAUCAGGUUUAUAAUGCACUUCAGGAGAAAGUACAGGCAGUGUGUGCAGAUGUAGAAAAAAGUGAGCGAGUUGUUGAAUCUUGUCAGGCAGAAGUGAACAAAUUAAGAAGACAAAUCACUCAGAAGAAAAAUGAAAAGGAACAAGAAAGAAGGUUGCAGCAGGCCCUGUUAAGCAGACAGAUGCCGUCUGACAAUCUGGAGCCAGCAUUCAGCCCUCGGAUGUCCUAUUCUGGGUUUGCAGCUGAAGGGAGAAGUACUCUAGCAGAUACAGAGCCCUCUGAUCCUCCUCCCCCAUAUUCUGAUUUCCACCCAAACAAUCAAGAAAGUACUCUGAGCCAUUCUCACAUGGAAAGGAGUGUCUUCAUGCCUCGGCCUCAGGCUGUGGGCUCUUCCAACUAUGCUUCCACCAGUGCCGGACUGAAGUUCUCUGGAAGUGGAGCAGAUCUUCUUCCUUCCCAAAGAGCAGCUGGAGACAGUGGGGAGGAGUCAGACGACAGUGAUUAUGAAAAUUUGAUUGACCCUGCAGAAUCCCCUCAUAGCGAAUACUCACAUUCGAAGAAUUCACGGCCCGUGACACAUCCCGAUGAGGACCCCAGGAACACUCAGACCUCCCAGAUUUAAGUAAACAGAUGACUCUCUCUCCACUUGGCACUGCUUUUCUUAAUGGCUUAUUGAGAGUUUGUUGAGGACUUAAUCUGUGGGGAGAACUGGUUUCUCAGAUGCCGUGGCUCUCGAGUGGAGCACCCCAUGCACAGAACCCCCAGAAUCCUCUGCCCGCUGGUCCUUGCCUCUGGGUGCAGUGCAUGGGUUCACAGCAGAAUCAUUACGAUAAUCAAAUUGUCCUAAUUCUGGUGCGAUUCAUGGAUGUACUAGUAAAUUUAGGCAGAAUGAAACUCCUCAGUGUAGUUUGUUCUUUAAGAUAAAUUGGAGAUCAGAGACUAAGCACAAUUAGUCUAUAAACACUCUAAGUUGGAAACUUACCUCUGCACUAUCAUGCCUUGAAAUUUGCUUUUUCAAAGGGAAACAAGUUUAGCAGCAGCCUUCAAAGAACUUUCUAUGAUGAGCCAAAUUAUCUUUGCCAGAAAAGAAAUUUUGUUAAUUCCAAGAAGCCUAAUUGGAACAAGUCAGACAUUCCUUCUCCUAUCUGCAUGACUUUGUAAGAUGGGAGAGAGGGCUUUGUUUCAACUUUUUUCUACUAGCCUGAUACAUAUUGUCACUUAAAAUGGUUGCCUUUUUAAAAAAGUAGAAAUACUAAUCCCCAGUGAAUACUCAUCCUGAUCAGUGUCAUAAGUCAGUCUUUCGGUGUAGGGCGGCAACUGCUGCACUGCACCAGCACAGUUGGUCUCUGUUCUGGAAUCUUUGAGGAAGGCCACACGGCAGUGGAUGGCAGAAAGGAGUGAGAUGCCAGGCCUGAGUCUGGUGAACAGAUCCCAGACACAAUGAAUUUAUCUGAGUUCCUGUGUAAGAGAUGUAAUGCAGAUCCAGGGCUAGAUUUGUGGAGGAAGGACAUUUUUAAGAACAUAUCCAGGAAUCUUGGUGAAUAAGAUAUGCUUCAAUGGUCUGAAUAACCAUACUCUUCCCCCUGUUUUUUUAAGUUGCCAUUUGGGGGAUAAUUGCAAAUGUGUGGAGACCAUUGGGAUGCACUUAUGUUUUUAUUUAAUUAUUGCUUGUUUUCUAGUUUUGCCCAAAAUGUGUAACCACUAAAAAACAAUUUAGAAUAUAAUGGGCUACUGGAUUAGAUGGUAAGUCCAGCAUUUAUGCCGGUCAUUCAGCCCAUGAUGCUUGUCCCUGAACUGCCUUUCCUUGGACUGUUUAACACAUGUAAGGAUGAAGAUGUUGUUAAAAGGCUUAAGAUCUGGUUCCAAAGGAUUUAUUUCUGUUUUAUAGCGGUGUUAACUCAUGAGCUCCAGCUCCCAGUCUCAGACAGCAGAUUCAGGCUUAGAAAUGAGAUGCUGGACUGCCCUGCUUUGGUUGUGCCCCAUGGUCUUCAUUGUAAUUGUCCCGGUUUUGCUGGGCUUACACCACUGCCGUUUGAUUUGAAUGUUGAGGGUCACUUUAUCUGCAGUGCGUUCUAGCCUUUAUCAGCUACCUACUAUCGGCUUCAGCACGGUAUGAAUUCCAGUUUUUUAAAGUGCCAUCGCCAUCUCCUCUGUUCAGAUUUUGACAUUCAGGAAAAUAUUCUUAUUUUUAUGCCAUACUGAAAUAUACAGUGUAUAUCUGACAAAGCAGUUAAAUGUGACAAUAAAAACUUAUUUAAUCAUGA